UCUAUAGAGAAAGAUCAGCGGUUAAUUGUACCUUUAUGAGUUUUACUUGGUUACAUCAGAAGAGAAACCCGGUGGAAUAAUUUGUUUUUAUCCGUGCGGGUAAAAACCUUCUGUUCAUACAAAGAGUCCUGGAGCUCAAUUCGAUCAUAACGGCGACAAUAAAGACAAGAUGACGGAGGGCCGGCUAUGCCAGGUGCACCUCCUGGACGACAGGAAGCUGGAGCUGCUGGUCCAGCCAAAGCUCUUGUCCCGGGAUUUGUUAGAUUUGGUGUCCUCACACUUUAACCUGAAGGAGAAGGAGUAUUUUGGACUAUUCUUCAUCGAUGACACUGGUCAGAGUAACUGGCUCCAGCUGGAUCGCAGGGUCCUGGAUCAUGACUUCACUAAAAAGACUGGUCCAAUGGAGCUCAAAUUCCUGGUCAGGUUUUAUAUUGAGAAGAUAACAUUCUUGAAAGAGAAUACAACAGUAGAGCUGUUUUUCCUAAAUGCCAAAUCGUCAGUCUUUAAUGAGAUCAUCGAAGUGGAGAGUGAAAACGUUUUCAAAUUAGCUGCUUACGCCUUGCAGGAGGCCAAAGGAGACUACACAAAUGUUGAAAGCUCCAGAUCGGACCUGAAUAAGCUACCAGUUCUACCCACCAGAGUCCUGAGAGAGCACCCCUCCCUGGCUUACUGUGAAGACCGAGUGAUUGAGUGCCACGAGAACCUGAAGGGCCUCAGCAGAGGGCAAGCCAUUGUGCAGUAUUUGGCCUUAGUUGAGUCCCUCCCUACAUAUGGAGUCCAUUAUUAUCCAGUAAAGGACAAGCAGGGCCUACCGUGGUGGCUGGGAGUCAGCUAUAAAGGCAUCGGACAGUACGAUUUACAGGACAAGUUGAAACCUCGGAAGUUGUUUCAGUGGAAGCAGCUCGAUAAUUUGUAUUUCCGUGAGAAGAAAUUUGCAGUUGAGGUGAACGACCCUCACAGAAGGACAGUGUCCAGGCGUACAUUCGGGCAGACCGGAUCGGUCAUCCACUCGUGGUAUGCCAGCCACUCUCUGAUUAAAACCAUCUGGGUGAUGGCCAUCAGUCAGCACCGGUUCUAUUUGGACAGGAAGCAGAGCAAAUCCAACGUUGCCACAGCGAGAAGUUUGAAUGAUAUCACCAUGGACCUGACCGAGAUCAGAGCGCCCAGGAUCAGUAAGCUGUCCAGCUUAGAGAGUAAAGACCAGCUCAUCAUGGCCAGCAACGGAUCCCUCAUCUCAGCAGGAUCAGCAGACUCCGAGGUGAGUGAGGAACAGAAGAAGAAGGUUGCUGACCUGAAGAAGAAACAGCAGGAUCUGCAGGACUCUCUGACUCAGAAACUGGAGGAGCUCAAGAAGAUCUGCCUGCGAGAAGCUGAGCUGACAGGCAGUCUGCCUAAAGAGUACCCUCUAGCCUCGGGCGAGAAGCCCCCCGUGGUCCGUCGGCGCAUGGGGACAGCCUUCAAACUGGACGACCUCUUCCCCUAUGACGCGGAUCCCCACCUGAGGAACCUGGAGAGCAUGUUUGCCCUGCAGCAGAAGAUCGUGGAGGCGGCGAAGAAACUGGCCAACGAGGCUGAGCUCUGUAAGACGGUGAAGAAGAAGAGGAGGAGGAACUGCCUAGACGCCAUGAGGAAGCUGCAUGAGAUUGAGGACGAGAUCAACGAAUACAGGGUCAAGAUGGGCAAGAAGCCCACCCAGAGAGCAUCAAUAAUCAUAGCAGAUGAUGUGAACCCCGCCGAACUCAGCUCCCUGUCCGACAGCCUUACUCUGGACGAUGACGAGGAUCUGGGAGACCAGAGGCAACGGUCCCGCUCGGUGCAGUACUCUCCACGGCCCCACCACUCAGACACCCUCAGUCUCCACUACCAGUCUGAUCGACGGGCCUCAGCUCACAACCAGCUCCAGGACCUCGGCACCAACAGCCGAUUACAUGAUGGUGAAGUCCGGGAACCGUUCCACUACAAUCACGCGGACGCCUUAUCGAGCCACAUCAGCCCUUACAAGCCUGCCUCCAGACAGCCACGUGACGCACGCAGCAUGCCUCCGACUCCACUCCUCACCCGCAAUGCCUAUAGCAGUACCCAGAUCAGGUCGGAGGACGGCCCUCAGCAUUUCCGCCAGCGGAGUGGCAGUCUGGAGUCCCAGUCUCAGUUCCUGGUCGAGACCGUGCCCCCGGCGCCCGCGUCCGUCUUGGCACGCCGCAGCAACAGCACGGAGUUCCUGGACGACGGCUCAUCCUACACCAGCCAGUCCAGCGUGGAGUACUCGGCGCCCGGGAACCAUACCCACCGCCCCAGGGACCGACGGAGGGGCAGGAAGAGCAACGUCUAUGCCAACUCGGGCAGCAUGCCCAACCUGGCACAGACUGACGCCCGCUACAACACAUACCAGCCCCCCCGGGCACCGCGACCCACCACCACGGCCUACUACGUGACUGGCUACCCCAGCUACCCAGAGCCAGAGCCCUACUCUAACGGCGUCUACAUGUACCACAACGAGUUGGAGGGUCAUUACAACAUCCACCCCUCCUACAACGCCGCGCCGGCCUACCACAGACAUGAUGCGUACAGCAGUCGCUAUGGUGACGACGAGACGGACAGUAUGGCCCAGAACCCCUACGCCACGCUGAGGCCGCCUAGGAACCGCCACGCUCCGCCCAGGACGGAACACGUGACCAGGAACAUCCAGAAGGCACUGGUGGAGGAGCACCUGAGAGGCUGGUAUCACCGCAACGCAAGCCACAAGCAGCCACAGGCCUAUGACUACAAUCAGAGGGGUUCCCAGCAGAGCCUUGGCUACCAGACCAUGCCCUACUCUUCAGUCUCGUCUCAUCAGUCCUCUACAGCAGGAGGCCGGCCCGGUCACCUGCGUGGCGGUAUGGUAGAGUACGACGUGCCCCUGCCGGUGCAGCAGCAUUACCCCUCCUAUGGCACAGCACAUUACGGCACAGCUCACCACCCCGCCUACAGCAGAUCCUAUGUAGAUGUGAACCAAACCGAUCCAUUCAUCAGCAGCCAAACCGAUCCAUUCAUCAGCAGCCAAACCGAUCCAUUCAUCGACAGCCAAACCGAUCCAUUCAUCGACAGCCAAACCGAUCCAUUCAUCGACAGCCAAACCGAUCCAUUCAUCGGCAGCCAAACCGAUCCAUUCAUCGGCAGCCAAACCGAUCCAUUCAUCGGCAGCCAAACCGAUCCAUUCAUCGGCAGCCAAACCGAUCCAUUCAUCGGCAGCCAAACCGAUCCAUUCAUCGGCAGCCAAACCGAUCCAUUCAUCGGCAGCCAAACCGAUCCAUUCAUCGGCAGCCAAACCGAUCCAUUCAUCGGCAGCCAAACCGAUCCAUUCAUCGGCAGCCAUACAAACUGCAGCUUGGAUCCAGACGACCAGCGACUUUACUGGCACGAGGGCUCCGCCAAACCUGGAACUAUAGUCUAGCGGUCAGACCAAUCAUGAACGGUCUCAACUUCCACUUUGUGACACUUUCAUGUGCCUUGGACUGCACUUAACUGUUUUUCUGGAUGGAAGAAGGGACCCAAAGAAUCAAAUAACAACACUAUGGAAUUCACACUGGGAAGGACCUAAAGUCGAUGUACAGCUGAUUUGAGUUCUCCUACACGGAAUUGCCAAAGUGGGUCUAUCUGCAUACAGUCAUAGUUUCUGAAAGCAGAAUUACAACACGGUCACCUGAUCUGAAUGUUCUGUAUUGCUAGAUUCUGUGUGUGUGUUGCGCAUGGAGUUGCACUUGGUGCUGUGGCUGGUUGGAUUAGUUUGAGGGUCUGGGAUGACAGUAGGAGGAUGGAGGACAAUGAACAUGACUUGUCCUGCGUGACCAAUAUAUGGGGAAGCUGUAUAUGCUCACCAUUACAAUGAAGGAUCUUUCAAACAAUGACAUGUUGAAAUUUAAGGAUGGGAAUUGGAUUUUGAGUGUAAGGAUGCCAACCAAUGGCAACCUGCUGAAACAUUCUCCAGUCUACCAGUUUCCAGAGCCCAUUCUACGGUAGCGUUGUUCGUAGCUAUGUACAGCACUUGGCUAUUCUUUGUUGGUCAGUCUUUUUGCACCAGCCAUUUACAAGCAUUUGGACCUCGCUCAUUCUCAGCAAUUUGAUCAUCUUUACUUCCAAACGCUUCAGUCUAACGUGUCGGCUUUUAUACCGUCAAAGACCACGUUAACACUUUAUCAAUGACUGUGAUGUUAAUACUAAGUCUAUUACAGGGCUUCAUUUUGUCGAUACAAAAUUCAUUUUUGUAAUUUUUUUAAUGCUUACUGCAUCCCAUGCUGGACUGGACUGGUGCUCUCCAUUCCUCAAGAAGGAAUUUGUAUGAACCUGUUGAUAAUGUAAAUACAUUGUACGGUUCUGUCUGUUUUUAGAGCAUUUUCUUUUGGUAUUUUAAGAAGCAUGUAAUAUAUAGUAAACAAUCAAAUAUUAAGCUGGUUCUUAGUUAUUUGUAUAAUUGAAAUGCAUUUGAAUUAAAACAUACAUUUUGAACUAUA
Messenger RNA from Oncorhynchus nerka (sockeye salmon), 4487 nucleotides. RefSeq names its product FERM domain-containing protein 4B-like. The transcript has 23 exons. The record is from RefSeq and is a predicted model, not a curated record. Gene Ontology annotation, biological process: establishment of epithelial cell polarity. Gene Ontology annotation, cellular component: bicellular tight junction; adherens junction; cytoskeleton. Bases 170 to 3430 code for a protein of 1086 amino acids. Lineage: Eukaryota; Metazoa; Chordata; Actinopteri; Salmoniformes; Salmonidae. Gene Ontology annotation, molecular function: cytoskeletal protein binding.